This is a messenger RNA of Eucalyptus grandis, 3521 nucleotides long. Its product is annotated as pentatricopeptide repeat-containing protein At1g03540. Gene Ontology annotation, biological process: RNA modification. Gene Ontology annotation, molecular function: protein binding; RNA binding. Lineage: Eukaryota; Viridiplantae; Streptophyta; Magnoliopsida; Myrtales; Myrtaceae. Bases 405 to 2219 code for a protein of 604 amino acids. The record is from RefSeq and is a predicted model, not a curated record. The transcript has 2 exons.
CAAUAUUUCAAUUUUUUUUUCUUUUUUUUUCUUUCUUUUUCUUCCUUCUUUAGUCGACGACGGCCCGGCCGCCGGUUGGUGACAUGCUAGGUGAGGCUCGAGCUCGUCAAUAGGUCGCCGAUAACUAGUGAAGCUUGAGUCUCACCAAUAGUGAAGCUUGAGUCUCGCCGGAUUUGGGGAGACUCAAGCUCGCCAAUGUCUAGCGAAAUGGAACGCAACAGAGGAAUGUCCGAACGCUACUUCGAAAACGUGGGUCGAAUGAUGUUUCUCGGUCGUUCACGAGCGCUUGAUUCGAUUCAAACCAUGUUUUCUUUCGAAUCGAACGAUGUUGUUUGACUGCUGCUGACGCCCGGGUUGAGGCGAACCGGUUUCUGGGUCGAGAGGAUUUCGGUUCCUCGCGUUUCAUGAAGCUCUUCUCUCGCCGCCGUGGCAGCUCCCUGCCCUCUCUCGCCGCCCUCGGCGGCGCCAGAAGCUUCUCAUUCGACGGCGCUUCCGAAAUCGUCCGGCUCUGCAGAUCGCGGGCGCUCCUCGACGCGUUCCGGCUCCUGAACGCCACGGACCCUUCCGGCGUGAGCAAUAAGCCCGCCCUCUACGGCGCCCUCUUGCAGACGUGCGCCGCCGCGGCCGUCUCGUUCGGCCGGGGUCUCCAAAUUCAUGCUCGCGUCAUCAAGUCCGGCCUCGACACAGAUGGGUUCGUGGGGAACAGCUUGAUCACUUUGUAUUUCAAGUCGGGUUCCGACAUUGGGGAGACCCGGAGGGUCUUCGACGGCUUGUUCGCUAAGGACGUGAUUUCCUGGACGUCGAUGAUAUCGGGGUACGUGAAGGUGGGGCAAUGUGAGGACUCGCUGAAGCUGUUCUGGGAUAUGCUGGGGACUGGGAUUGAGCCCAACUGUUUUACUUUAUCGGCGGUGAUCAAGGCGUGCUCGGGGCUCGGUAGAGUGAGGUUAGGUUGGUGUUUUCACGGGGUUGUUUUUAGGCAUGGGUUCGGCUCGAAUCGCGUUAUUUCUAGUGCUCUGAUCGACAUGUAUGGAAGGAACUGUUGUUUGAAUGAAGCACGCAGGGUGUUUGAUGAGUUGCCUGAACCAGAUGCUAUUUGUUGGACUUCUGUUAUCUCAGCGUAUACAAGGAAUGAUAUGUAUGAGGAAGCAUUGGAGUGCUUCUAUUACAUGCAAAGGAACCAUUUGACGCCGGACAAUUUCACAUUUGGAAGUGUGUUGACUGCUUGUGGCAAUUUGGGGUGGUUGAAGCAGGGCAAACAAGUACACUCCAAAGUCAUCACUUUUGGUCUUUGUGGACAUGUUGUCGUUGAGAGCAGCAUCGUGGACAUGUAUGGGAAGUGCAGGUCGCUUGAUGAAGCUCAGCAUGUUUUCGAUAGGAUGAUCAACAAGAAUUCGGUUUCUCUGUCUGCAUUGCUUGGAGGGUACUGUCAAGGUGGAAAGUUCGAGACAGUAAUUCAGCUUUUCCGUGAGAUGGGUAAUGCUGAUCUCUAUGAUUUUGGGACAGUUAUUCGUGCUUGUGCAGGUUUGGCAGCUGUGAGGCCAGGGAAAGAGGUCCACUGCCAGUAUGUAAGGAGAGUUGGUUGGAGAGAUGUUGUCAUAGAAUCAGCUUUGGUUGAUUUAUAUGCAAAAUGUGGUUGUACAGAUUUUUCCUAUAGAAUAUUUGUGAGGAUGCAUGUCAAAAACCUAAUAACAUGGAACUCAAUGAUCUGUGGCUUUGCUCAGAAUGGAAGAGAUACAGAAGCUCUUGAAAUAUUUGAUGAAAUGGCUAAGUCGGGGGUCAGACCUGAUUAUAUUAGCUUUGUUGGGGUUCUCUUUGCCUGUAGUCAAACAGGUUUGGUCGAUCAAGGGCGAAAAUAUUUUACUUCGAUGACUGAAGAGUAUGGGAUCAAAGCAGGAACAGAGCAUUACAAUUGCAUGGUAGAUCUUCUUGGCCGUGCAGGUCUCCUGGAGGAGGCUGAAAAAUUAGUAGAGAAUGCCGAAUAUAGAGACGAUCCAUCUCUUUGGGAAGUUCUUCUCAGUGCCUGCACCACCAGUACAAACUCUGCUUCUGCAGAGCGCAUUGCAAAGAAAAUUUUGGAACUGAAACCUGAUCACCACUUGAGUUAUGUCGUUCUGGCAAAUGUUUACAGAUCUGUUGGAAGGUGGAGUGAUGCUUUGCAGAUUAGAAGCCUAAUGGAAGAUAAGAAGAUCAAGAAGAUGCCAGCUAUGAGCUGGACGUAGAAUUUAAACCUGCAGUCUUUUGGAUGAAUUGUUUACACAUUCAUUCAAAGGUGGUAGCAAAUCAUCGAAUCCAUUUGGCAGCAGAACGGGACACCAUAAGGCCAAUCAACAGUUGUUGACACCGUCAUUUAUCUGUCGGCACCAUCUGCACCACGAGCCCAGCACAACCAUCACCACAACUGUUGCCACCGUCAUCAAUCUGCCAGCACCAUCCUUGCCAGCAGCCUGCAACAAUCAUCAUCACUGACUACUGGCUUUCUGUCUCCAGAAUCAGAUUGAUUACCAACUAAUCUUUUUGAUGAUUAUGUUAGGAAAAGUCCCUAUGGCGUUUUGAGGAUGACAAAACAAUUUAAGUACACACUAGCAUGUGCAACCGAUUGUGCAGAAGCUGCUGCCUUUACAUACACGGAUCUAUAUGCAGAUGAUGUUAGUAAUGGGACAUCCAAGAGUGCAGAAGGACAUGCUCUACAGAAGGUGAACAAUGUACGUAUUGGACGCGAAAAACGUUAGUGACGGGACAGACUUUUGAAAUGAUGACCAAGGUUAUUGGACGUGAGAUACGUCAAUGUCUUAGAAGGACUGCAGUGUGAACAAAUUAGAGGACGUGCAUCAGAAAGUUUGGAUGGAUCAAUAGAAGGAGAACCGACUAGAGGACAUGGAGACAUCAGUGGGCUUGGAUGGACCUUGCAGAUGGUGAACAAGCUAGAGGACGUGAUUGUUGAAAAGUUUGGAUAAAGGAUAAACCAAGUACAAGGUAUCGACCAAAAAAAAAAAGUACAAGGUGAACAGUUUAUGGAACGUGAGUAAAUAUGUUUGGAGACACCUAAACGUAGGAGGAGAACAAGAUUGGUUAUGCAGACUCUUGGAAAGACUUGAGUGCAGAAGAUGUUCUACUUACGGACUGUUGUAGAAGCAGAACCAACUAUUUUGGGAAACUGUUUCUACGGAGCUGACAGUGAAGUUCUACAAUUGCAAACGACAGAACCAAUGCUACUCGUGGGAUUUGAAUUUCAAGCGUCACUCCAUGUGUAAUGGCUACAAAAUUCGACCGAAGGGCUGUAGUUUAGUGGGGGAAAAAACGAACAAAAAACUAGUCUAUGCUCUGAGUGUUCAUCUUCUCGCUAUGUAUAUCUGGAUGUAUUUCUACGUAGAGGUCUGUGCAUCUACAAUUUAUGUAUACGCCGUCAAUGUCUCGAGACUUUCAAUAGAUGAUUCCAGCCUUGAUUUUGGCUGUGAAAACUCGAAGAGAGUAGCUUAGGUGAAUAGGCUAAAUCACUAUACACAUGCUCUGCAUUUGUUCCA